This is a messenger RNA of Cheilinus undulatus (humphead wrasse), 2378 nucleotides long. Its product is annotated as E3 ubiquitin-protein ligase RNF14-like. Gene Ontology annotation, molecular function: ubiquitin protein ligase activity; ubiquitin conjugating enzyme binding; zinc ion binding. Lineage: Eukaryota; Metazoa; Chordata; Actinopteri; Labriformes; Labridae. The record is from RefSeq and is a predicted model, not a curated record. The transcript is spliced from 7 exons. Gene Ontology annotation, cellular component: cytoplasm; ubiquitin ligase complex. The coding region runs from base 131 to 1882 and encodes 583 amino acids. Gene Ontology annotation, biological process: positive regulation of proteasomal ubiquitin-dependent protein catabolic process; ubiquitin-dependent protein catabolic process; protein polyubiquitination.
ACCAGACUCUCAGCUGACAGGAACGAAGAGUAGGCCUGAACGAAAAUCUAAAAAUAGAAACUAUUUAAUACAGUUUUUACUUUAUUUUACGAAGAAAACCCAGCUCUGACGUACGGUUUUGACGUAAGGUAUGACCGCGGACAGACAGGAGCAAGAAGACGAACUGCUCGCUCUCCACAGUAUUUUUGAUUCGGACGAAUUUUUCCGGAAUGAGUCGAAGUUUGCCGGAGAAAUCCGAGCGUCUGUUGAGCUGCCUGCUGACUUCACUGUGGUUCUAAAAGAAGGUGAAACUCAGAGGCAGUAUGAGAUAUCUUCCCUCCCUCCUCUGUAUCUGACCUUUGAACUCCCCGAGGACUAUCCAGCCUCCUCCCCUCCCUCCUUCACCCUCACCUGCAGCUGGAUGACACACUCACAGCUCUCUGCACUGACUGCUCAGCUCACUGAUCUCUAUCAGGCCACUGGGGGCGCUGUGGUGCUCUUCACAUGGAUACAGUUUCUGAAAGAGGAUGCCCUCAAGUUCCUGGACAUCCACUCUCUGCUGGAGCUCCCAUCAGAUGAGCAAAACAAUGAGUCAGAUGUCUCUGCAUCGUCCUCAGGAGCUGAGCAUCUGGCUGGGGAUCUUGGCAAACACAGAGAUUCUCUGAUAUUGGGUGAGACAAAUGAAGAUGCUCAGGAAGCUGAAGCUUUGGACCAAAAUAAUUCAACCUCCCAUGACAGCAAACUCAGCCAGAAUGAGCUAAACUCAGACUCUGAUGAGGAGACUCCUCCAACAGAUUCUCCCCAAAUUUCCUCAGAUGAGAGGGAGGCUGACCAGACGCUUGAACCCUCAGAAUUGAAGUCUGUCUCAGAGUAUGAUUCCUCUGCUCAGUCUGAUCUAAUUAACCAGGAAGAAGUUUCUAAUGGAGCCUCAUUUUUACGCUCCUCUAGCUCCCCACAUCUGCUGGAUCAAAGUGAAUCUGCCUCUCUGCCAGUUAGACCUAAAGAAGUCCCUCAAACUAAAUACCAAACCCCGUCUGGUCUCUCUCUCACUCUGUCUCAAGCCCUCUUGUCUCAGCUCUUGAUCCACAACGCAGCUCAGAAACAGAAAGAGUUCAACACCACUGUGUUUGACUGUGAUAUUUGUUUUGAUGGCUGGCUUGGCUCAGAGUGCGUUCAGCUGCUUGAAUGUGGUCACAUCUUCUGUCGGGGUUGUCUCGGCAAGUUCUGUAAGCUCCAGAUCACAGAGGGGAAUGUCCGAGGUGUCACCUGUCCUAAUGCAGACUGCCCUGUCACCCCUACGCCUGUACAGGUGAGGAGUUUGGUCGGGGAGGAGCUGUUCAGGCGCUAUGAUCGUCUCCUGCUUCAGAUGAGUCUGGACUGCAUGCCUGAUGUGGUGUAUUGUCCUCGACCUACCUGUGCUGCAGCUGUCAUUCUAGAUAAGUCCAGCAGGGCUGCAAUGUGCUCUGUUUGCAACUUUGCCUUCUGUGUGGCCUGCAAAAAAACCUAUCAUGGGACAGAGGACUGUCAGAAGAAGAUCAACAUAGUUAAAAAGAUGAGAGAAGAGCGCCCUGAAGCACCUCUGCCACAGUCAAAAAAGGGGAUCAAGGCUUUAUGGGACGACUAUUCUAAAGGCAGUAAGGCAAGGAAGAAGCUCCUGGAGAGCAGAUACGGCCGCAAUAAUUUGCUUUUUACUGUGGAGGAUUAUCUGAGUGAGGACUGGAUUGUUGACAACAGCAAGAACUGUCCUCACUGCUUCUGCAGAAUUGAGAAAAACGGUGGAUGUAACAUGAUGAUGUGCACCCAGUGCAGACAGCCGUUCUGCUGGGCCUGCCUCGGCGGACCACCAAAAAGUGGUGCAACCCCACGCUUCAGUCACAACUGCAUAUACUCUUCCAACCAAUGACAGACCCUCUGCUGCUAUUUCAACCCCUAAUAAAGUUUAAAUGGAAUUUAGAGAGAAUAUGAUAUGUAAUACACAGCAGCAGAUUAGACCAUGGUGUGGAGACAACCGUUAGGACUCUUGGGUCAGUCCGUCCUGGGCCCAGUCAAACCUGAUAGUGGCCCAUAAUUACAAUUCCUACAACAAAUAUGCUGGAGUGAUAAAUCUUGACAUGCUCAAUAAGAUUAUCUCUAUGCAUAUAUGAAGAUGAAUCCUGUUUUAGUGUUUUAUGAUUUGCUUUUAGUUAUUGUUUUAUUGUUCUUAAAUUGUUUUUUAAAAACAAUGAAACAAUUAUUUUAGUGUUUAUAUGUAUUCAUUGUUUUAAUUGUUUUAUUCCUGCAUUGUUUUGUCUACUUAUGUACAGCACUUUGUUUCAGCUGUGGUUGUUUUAAAGUGCUUUAUAAAUAAAGUUGAGUUGAGUUGAGUUGAAUGUGAUCACUCUAUCAAGUCAGGUUUUCAG